AUGGGGAAGUCCUCCAAGGACAAGCGAGAUGCCUACUACCGUCUUGCCAAAGAACAAAACUGGCGGGCGAGGUCCGCGUUCAAGCUUAUCCAAAUCGACGAGCAGUUUGACCUAUUUUCAUACGCCGAUCCGUCACAAUGUACAAGGGUGGUCGACUUGUGCGCUGCGCCCGGCAGCUGGAGCCAGGUCCUGUCCCGUAUACUGAUCAAGGGCGAGAGUUUUGGUCGCAGAGCGUGGGUUGAGAAAAUGGAGCAAUUCCGCAAUCACACAGUGGCAGACUCUUCGGAGGCCACGGUAGACGAUCUAACCAAAGCGACGAAUACCCUGAACCUAGAGCGAGCGAAGUCCGAGCUCAAACCGCGUCAAAAUGUCAAAAUCGUUGCGAUUGACCUUCAGCCCAUGGCUCCGCUAGAGGGUAUUGUUCAGCUCAAGGCCGACAUAACCCACCCGUCGACUGUGCCUCUGCUUCUCAAGGCCAUCGACCCUGAUUUCGACGAGCACAACGAGACUCACCGUGUCGACCUGGUGAUUAGCGAUGGGGCACCGGACGUGACCGGUCUUCACGACCUUGACAUUUACGUUCAAUCACAGCUACUGUACUCGGCCCUCGCCUUGGCAAUGAAGGUCCUCCGACCUGGAGGCAAGUUUGUCGCGAAGAUCUUCCGGGGCAGAAACGUGGACAUCAUCUUUGCCCAGCUGAAACUGGUCUUUGAGCGGGUCCAUGUUGCCAAACCGCGGUCCAGCAGAGCGAGCAGUAUCGAGGCAUUCGUGGUCUGCGAGGGAUACCGUCCGAUCAAAGACUGGACUCCUGAGCUCGGGGAUGCGCUGAAGAUCCCCCAGCCCUCCAGCACGACCCAGUACACGCCCUCGGACAAACAAACUCGACGACUACGCGAUGAUGGUGUUGUUGAGCUGUCUUUUGAAGACGAAGAGAGCGAUCCGCAAAGAUGGAUCGCCCCGUUCCUCGCUUGCGGCGAUCUUUCAGCUUGGGAUGCAGAUGCCACGUAUAAGCUGCCCGAAGGCCAUAAGAGUCUGGAUCCAAUCCAGCCUCCGACGGCGCCUCCGUACAAAGAGGCUCUUGAGCGGAGGAGAAUCGAGUCUGGAGCCUAUGGGAAGACGAAAGGACGAUCGAAACAAGCCGCAACAUGA
This is a messenger RNA of Exophiala spinifera, 1149 nucleotides long. RefSeq lists its product as uncharacterized. Gene Ontology annotation, cellular component: cytoplasm. The transcript has a single exon. Lineage: Eukaryota; Fungi; Ascomycota; Eurotiomycetes; Chaetothyriales; Herpotrichiellaceae. The record is from RefSeq and is a predicted model, not a curated record. Bases 1 to 1149 code for a protein of 382 amino acids. Gene Ontology annotation, molecular function: tRNA methyltransferase activity. Gene Ontology annotation, biological process: cytoplasmic translation; tRNA methylation.